Messenger RNA from Trifolium pratense (red clover), 3653 nucleotides. Its product is annotated as nuclear pore complex protein NUP98A. The transcript is spliced from 13 exons. The record is from RefSeq and is a predicted model, not a curated record. Gene Ontology annotation, biological process: RNA export from nucleus; protein import into nucleus; post-transcriptional tethering of RNA polymerase II gene DNA at nuclear periphery. Gene Ontology annotation, molecular function: structural constituent of nuclear pore. Gene Ontology annotation, cellular component: nuclear pore; nuclear pore cytoplasmic filaments. Bases 349 to 3405 code for a protein of 1018 amino acids. NCBI's taxonomy places the organism in Eukaryota, Viridiplantae, Streptophyta, Magnoliopsida, Fabales, Fabaceae.
AUGCGUAAAAACUCCGUCAGUUUAUACAUUAACCGUUCCGAUGAAACCCAUUAUAUAUCGACGGACAUUUCACGCUAAAACGGAGUUUUCACGCUAACACUUACUUUUCACGCUAAAUCACGCGUGUAUAUAUAAACAACAACAACAACAAUCAAUUAUUAAAUCGCUUAAUUUCAAAAGCCUAGUGAGUCUGCGUAAACACUGUGGCGAUUGAAGCAUUGCGAGAAAACCCAACGCCGUGGUUGAACAACGAUAACCCUUUCAGCCUCGCGUGCAUUCUCUUUGCCCUAAUUUUCCACCGUAGAUCCAAUUUCACUUUAGGUUAACUGCAUUUGGAAAGGUGCAAGCAUGUUUGGUUCAACAAAUCCUUUUGGGCAGUCUUCGAGCCCAUUUGGGUCGUCGCAGUCCGUGUUUGGGCAGCAGAACAAUUCGAGUAACAAUCCGUUUGCUCCUAAGCCUUUUGGUAGCCCAACACCAUUUGGAUCGCAAACCGGUACUUCAAUGUUUGGAGGUUCUUCCACAGGUGUAUUCGGCGCAGCUCAAACAUCGUCUCCAUUUUCUUCCAAUACUACUUUCGGAGCUUCGUCUUCACCAGCUUUUGGUAGUUCAACACCUUCAUUUGGGGCACCAUCAACUCCAGCUUUUGGUAAUUCAUCAUCGUCUUCGUUUGGUGGAUCAUCAGUCUUUGGUCAGAAGCCUGCUUUUGGAGGUUUUGGCUCUACUCCUACUCAAACAAGUCCAUUUGGAAGUGCCACCCAACCAUCACAACCGGCAUUUGGAAGUAACACCCAACAAUCACAACCAGCAUUUGGAAGCAGCAUAUUUGGUUCCUCAACACCUUUUGGCGCUUCAUCCCAGCCAGCAUUUGGUUCAACAGGCACUCCUGCAUUUGGUGCUCCGAGCACUCCUGCAUUUGGUGCAACUAGCACCCCCGCUUUUGGUACAACCAGUACCCCAGCUUUUGGUGCAACCAGCACCCCUGCAUUUGGUUCAACUACAACCCCAGCUUUUGGUAGCACAGGAAGUGCAUUUGGCAUGUCAAAUACUUCCGUGUUUGGAGGUGGGGGAGCAUUCGGGGCUUCAAGUAGUCCUGUAUUUGGCUCAUCAACCACACCUGCAUUUGGGGCCUCCAGCUCUCCUGCUUUUGGUGCUUCUAGUACCCCAGCUUUUAGUUUUGGUUCCUCCACUCAGGCUUUUGGUCAGUCUAGUUCUGCAUUUGGUACCAGCAGCCCAUUUGGGAGUACAACCUCAGCCUUUGGAGGUCAGAGUUCUGCAUUUGGAUCACAGACCCCCACUCAAGCAUUUGGAAAUACUGGUAUUGGGCAGUCAGGAUUUGGAGGUCAACGGGGUGGAAGUAGAGUAGCUAGUUACUCGGCUACAACUGAGUCGGAUGGUACCGCUGGACAAUCUGGAAAAUUGGAGUCCAUAUCAGCCAUGCCUGUUUACAAAGAUAAAAGCCACGAGGAGCUAAGAUGGGAGGACUAUCAAUUGGGAGAUAAAGGUGGACCAAUUGCCUCUGCUCCUCAGUCAACUGGUAUGCCAGGCUUUAAUUCAUCUACGACACAGACAAAUGCCUUUGCUCCUUCUCCUUCACCUGCAUUUGGUCAAUCAUCAGCCAAUCCCUUCUCUAGCCCAACACCUAAUUCUAACAACCCAUUUGCACCGAAAACUUCAACAUUUGGUCAAUCAUUUGGAAGUUCAGCUCCCGCUUUCAGUUCACCUGCAUUUGGCUCUUCAACAUCAGCAGCAGCGCCAUCUAUUUUUGGCCCAUCCCAAACUACAUUUGGGGUCAACUCUUCGUCACAGCCAUUUGGCUCAUCCCCUUCAUUUGGGGUCAACACUUCAUCACAACCAUUUGCAUCUACGUCUUCCCAAUUUGGCUCAAGCAUUUUUGGCAACACCCAGUCAUCCCCAUUAUUUAGCACUACCACCCCUGCAAAUCCACAGUCUGGUUCUACUUUCGGUCAGAAUAACCCCCCCUUUGGGCAGCCUGGUGCUUUUAGUCAAUCCAACUUGUUCAAUCCACCUUCGUCCGGGCUUGCUGGAAGCAUUUUCUCAAGCAGCACAUCACACACAUCUAAUGCUCUGACAGGUUUUGGUCAAACAACGCCGUCCAUGUCAACACCUUUCCAGACUGCACAACCUGCUCAGUCGAGUGGUACGUUUGCCUUUAGCAACUUCGGCCAGACACAACCUGGUGGUGGAAGUAGCUUCGGUGGAACUCAAGGCAUGUUUGGUCAGAAUAAUUUUGGACUGCAGACUACCCCCCAGAAUUCUGUGGUUGCACAACCAGCACCCAUCAAUACAAACCCAUUUGGAACACUUCCUGCUUUGCCUCAGAUGUCAAUUGGUCGAGUUGGAAGCACUCCUUCCGUUCAAUAUGGAAUCUCUAGCAUGCCUGUCCAGGACAAACCUGCUCCUGUAAGAAUAUCCUCCGUAUUGACUGCUCGCCACCUCUCACAAAGAAGAAUCAAGUAUCCUCUAAGGAAAUAUAAGAAUGAGGAAUCAAGGGUUCCAUUCUUUAGUAAUGACGAGGACACUCCAACAACACCAAAGGCUGAUGCCCUUUUCAUUCCUAGGGAAAAUCCAAGGGCGUUGAUCAUUUGUCCCAUGGAUCAGUGGCCUGGAAAGGCUUCUGAGAAAGCAUCUUCUUUUAAGGAUAGAUACACCUCAGCAAAUGAGAAUGGGAUAAGCUCAAGAGAAGCAGACACAGCACCCAACGACAGUACAAGCUCAGAGGAUAAAGAGAGGACUGCAGCUGAAAAUGGUGUUGUGAAGGAGCAAGUUCAGCCUGUAGGUACCAAGCAUGCAUCCAAUGGGAGUAACGAAGACCAUUCUCUGCAGAAGGCGGAUAUGUACAAGACACUCGGUGGGCACAGAGCUGGUGAGGCUGCCAUUGUGUAUGAACAUGGAGCUGAUGUUGAGGCACUGAUGCCAAAGCUGCGUAAGUCUGAUUACUUCACACUGCCUCGAAUACAUGAACUGGCGGCCAAGGAAAGAGCCGAACCAGGAUUCUGCAGUCAUGUCAAGGACUUUGUGGUCGGAAGGCAAGGUUAUGGUAGCAUCAGAUUUUUGGGUGUGACAGAUGUACGAGGGCUUGAUCUUGAGCCCAUUGUUCAGUUUAACAAUCGUGAGGUGAUUGUAUACAUGGAUGAUUCAAAGAAACCUCCUGUUGGACAAGGGCUGAAUAAGCCUGCUGAGGUCACACUGCUCAACAUAAAAUGUUUUGACAAAAAAACUGGACAACAGUACACUGGAGGGCCAAGAAUCGAGAAAUAUAAAGAGAUGCUCAAGAGAAAGGCUGAGGACCAAGGUGCUGAGUUUGUAUCAUAUGAUGCCAAUAAAGGAGAGUGGAAGUUCAUGGUCAACCACUUCAGUGUUUACAAGCUGGUAGAUGAGGACUAAAGUGUUGGUUUGUCCCAUAUAUGGGAGAGGACAACAAUACAUUUCAUUUUAUAGUUUGUUUGGGAACUUAGAGUAUUGCUCGAAGUGUAUUUGUUUUACACUGUAAAUUGUUUGUGUUUUGUGGAUAGAGCCAGGGCCAACCUUGUUGAUAUGUCCUUUUUGCUUUGGGAUAUAUUUUUAUAGAUUUUACAGUUUGGGAUGUUUCAACUAUUUUUUUUUCUAUAAAAGGAUCUUUGGAGUUUGCAUUA